GCCAGACUCGGUCCACGGCGCUUCCUUGGUCUCCCUGUCGGGCGCGGUCUGCGGAGCCUCCUCCCUGUCCCUGCCCGACGCGGUGUGCGGCGGCUCCUCCGUCUCGCUGCCGAACGCGGUGCCCGUGAGCUCCUCCAUCUCCCUACCGGGCGCGGUGUCCCGGGGCUCCUCCAUCUCCCUGCAGGGCACGGCACCCCUGGGCUUCUCCUUCUCCCUGCCGGGCACGGUGCCCCUGAGCUCCCCCGUCUCCCCGCCGAAGGCGGUCCCCGUGGGCUCCCCCGGAGCGCCGCCGGGCGCGGUCCCCAUGGCCCGCUACGAGGAGGUGAGCGUGUCUGGGUUCGAGGAGUUCAACCAGGCUGUGGAGCAGCACCAGGACAAGACCAUUUUCGCCUACUUCAGCGGUUCUAAGGACGCCGAAGGGAAGAGCUGGUGUCCCGACUGCGUGCUAGCUGAACCGGUCGUCCGAGAGGGGCUGAAACAUAUGAGUGAAGCAUGUGUGUUCAUCUACUGCCAAGUGGGAGAAAGAACUUAUUGGAAAGAUCCAAAUAAUGACUUCAGACAAAAACUGAAACUGACCGCAGUGCCCACACUACUGAAAUAUGGAACUCCCCAAAAACUGGUAGAAUCUGAGUGUCUUCAGGCCACCCUCGUGGAGAUGUUAUUCUCUGAAGAUUAAGAUUUGAUGAUGGUGAUUUUGUCAAUUUCCUGGUUCUCUAGUAUAUAAGAAA
This is a messenger RNA of Dipodomys spectabilis (banner-tailed kangaroo rat), 728 nucleotides long. RefSeq names its product thioredoxin domain containing 17 (gene Txndc17). Gene Ontology annotation, molecular function: protein-disulfide reductase [NAD(P)H] activity. Gene Ontology annotation, cellular component: cytosol. The coding region runs from base 305 to 676 and encodes 123 amino acids. The record is from RefSeq and is a predicted model, not a curated record. The transcript is spliced from 4 exons. Lineage: Eukaryota; Metazoa; Chordata; Mammalia; Rodentia; Heteromyidae.